AUAGAAGACACUCUCAAAGUAAGUUUGUUUGAUGCUGCAGUGAUAGGGAAUAGGUAGAAAAUGCGUGAGAUACACCAACUAAGGGAUGUUCAAUCCUGGAUGGAUAGUGGAAUGAAACUAUCUACCGCUUGUAAUGAAACAGCUAAACUAUACGAUGCAGCAGUAUCGCAACUCGCGGGCUGGUACGAUAACAAACAGUUAGAUGGGCUUGAAUCCACUCUAAAGAAAAUGAUGGAGGCUGACCCACAAUUCAUUGCUGGACGAUCACUCAAACAUAGUCUUGAAGUCAUUGGAGGAUCAAACAUAAAGAACAAUCCUACCCUAGAAAAAAAUAUCGAACGACUCGCUUCAGAUGUUGAAUCGAAUUCUAACACUUGCGGUGAAUGGGAAAAGCUUCAUGUGAAAGCUUUGCAAUUUUCAUCGAUGGGUAAUGCUGAAGCUGCUGUCAGACAAUGGGAAGAAAUUUUGAUAGAAUAUCCGUCAGACAUUUUGAGCUUACAUUUGGCUGGAAUGACGUGUCUUAUAAAUGGUACAAUGGAAAAAGUUUCCGGCAUUUCUGGUCGCAUUUUGCCGUCAUUCGAAGACGAACAUUCUUUAAGUUCUAUCCACGCAUGGCAUUCGUUCGGAUUGAGUGAAAUAAAUUUACUUCCGCAAGCUGAACGACACGCCAGAAUCGGUAUAUCAUUGGAACCGAAAAAUGGUUUUUCUACUCAUGCUAUGGCUCAUGUGUUUGAAAUGACGUCACGAUACGACGACGGUAUCGCGUACAUGAACGAUAAUGAAACACUAUGGAAUUUUUCGAAUCACAUUGCCGGUCACAACUAUUGGCACUGGUCCCUAUACUACCUUACUAAAGGCGAAUUCGAAUCAGCUGCAGAUGUUUUGGAUCAAAAAUUAUUGAAUCGACCAGAUUUUGGUAGAUUUGACAGCCUCACAUUGUCCUACUUGCUAGCAAUGGAAGAUUAUUCGAUAUCGGAUGUUAUGCAGAAACAUGGUGACCGAUACGAAGACAUUAUAAAACAGAACCAGGCAAAUCAUUACAGAUCAUUCAAUGACGUUCGAAUCAUGAUGGGAUUGUGUGUAAGCAAAAAAUAUGACGAGGCUGAACAGUUUAUGACUGAGUCAAAAGGAAGCGAGUGUAUUCAUGGACGAAAUGUGAACGAAAAUCUGCUGACAUCUAUUUGGUCGUACAGCAGAGAGAUGUACGAAGAUUGCGUUGAACUGUUGUGGCCGAUUCGAUACAAUAUAAAACAGAUUGGUGGUAGCGAAGCUCAACGUGAUGUAUUUAGUUUGAUGCUGAUACAUGCCUGUUUGAGAUCGAAAAAAGUGAAACACAAUCGGCUUGCUAGCCAAUUGAUUGAAGAGCGAGAAAUUCAUCGGAUGAAAUCUCCAUUAGUGGAUAGACUAAGACGUUUGCUGUGAGACUGUAAAGAAUUAUCAUGAAUAAAUCAAAAUGAAUAAAUUAAAGUAGCUCCUUAGAAUUGUUACAAACUGGAGCUACGC
Messenger RNA from Bradysia coprophila, 1503 nucleotides. Its product is annotated as tetratricopeptide repeat protein 38-like. Lineage: Eukaryota; Metazoa; Arthropoda; Insecta; Diptera; Sciaridae. Gene Ontology annotation, molecular function: protein binding. The record is from RefSeq and is a predicted model, not a curated record.